AUGGCAACCGCUGAACCGGCCGCCCCUCCUGCUGCCUCCCCCAAGACGGCCAAGCCCGGCGCUGACCCUGCCGCUGCUGCUGCGUCACAAGAUGGCGCCCUCACCGUGGCCGCCCUCGCCAACAAGUACCGCGCCGAAUUCGAGCAGACGUUCGAGGCCCUCCGCGCCCGCGCCCUCAAGCUCCAAGCCGACGCCCCGCAGCUCAUCCAGGAGACCCAGGCCAACGUCGAGCCGUACAAGCAGGACUUCAUCACCACCGUGCAGGCCACUGGUGAGGAGACUUGUCUUACU
This is a messenger RNA of Mesorhabditis spiculigera, 291 nucleotides long. The record is from the annotation of a GenBank genome assembly. NCBI's taxonomy places the organism in Eukaryota, Metazoa, Nematoda, Chromadorea, Rhabditida, Rhabditidae.